Acanthosepion pharaonis is the source of this 1680-nucleotide messenger RNA. NCBI's taxonomy places the organism in Eukaryota, Metazoa, Mollusca, Cephalopoda, Sepiida, Sepiidae. The record is from the annotation of a GenBank genome assembly.
AUGCCAACCGCCACCUGCUUAGCCUUUCAUAGUUCAUGUGCCCGCAAAACACUAAUCAAUCAAGGACAAUACAAAGUCACCAAAAGUUUCUUCCCAGAUCUGGGUAAGAUUUGUCUUUUGGUUAUCUCUCCUAAUCCCUGUUCUGUCAAUUUUUAUACAACCUCAUUCUUCAUCUUCUUCUUCUUCUUCAUCUUCUUCUUCAUCUUCUCCUCCUCCUCAUUCUUCUUCUUCUUCUUCUUCUUUUUCUUCUUCUUCUUCUUCUUCUUCUUCUUCAUCUUCUUCUCCUCCUCCUUCUUCUUCAUCUUCCCUCCUCCUCCUCCACCUCCUUCUUCUUCUUCUUCUUCAUCUUCUUCUUCUCCUCCUCCUUCUUCUUCUUCUCCUUCAUCUUCUCCUCCUCCUCCUCCUUCUUCUUCUUCUUUCUUAGUGAAAUAUGUCUUUUGUUUAAUUUUUCUAAUCCUUCUUCUGCCAAACAUUUAUACAAAAUUCAUUCAUUCAUUCUUCUUCUUCUUCUUCUUCUUCUUCUUGUUCUCCUCUUCCUCCCCCUCCUCCCCUCCUCCUUCUCCUCCUCCUCCUUCUUCUUCUUCUUCUUCUCCUCUUCCUCCCCCUCCUCCUCUCCUCCUUCUCCUCCUCCUUCUUCUUCUUCUUGUUCUCCUCUUCCUCCCUUCCUCCCCUCCUCCUUCUCCUCCUCUUUUUCAUUCUUCUUCUUCUCCUCUUCCUCCCCCUCCUCCCCUCCUCCUUCUCCUCCUCCUUCUUCUUCUUCUUCUUCUUGCAUGUGCCGUAUCCCUUCAAGAUGUUCUUCUCUUCUUUUCUCCUUCUCCUUCUUCUUCUUCUUGUUCUCCUCUUCCUCCCCCUCCUCCGCUCCUCCUUCUUCUCCUCCUUCUUCUUCUUCUUGUUCUCCUCUUCCUCCCCCUCCUCCCCUCCUCCUCCUCCUUCUUCUUCUUGCAUUCGUUCGAUCUCUUCUCCUCUUUCUUCUUCUUCUUCUUCUUCUUCUUCUUCUUCUUUCACUCACAUUACUCUCUCUUUUUCUAUCAAUCCCACACUCUUUCUCCCCAUUCUCUCAUACACAUACUGUUAACCUCUCACACGAACACUCUCCUCUCUCACCCACAUUACUCUCUCUCUCUCUCUAUCAAGCAUAUACACUUUCUCCCCACUCUCUCAUUCACAUACUCUUAUUCCAUCUCUCACGCACCCUCUCACAUUCUUUUCCUCUCUUUCUAUCCUCCCUUAUUCUCCUUCACUUUCCCUCUCUCUCUCUCUCUCCUGCUUUCUUCCUCUACUAAUCUCCCCCUCGCUCUGUGUUCAGCACUCUUAGUCUCUUUCUCUCCUCCCCAUUUCCAUCUUCCUCCCACACCCUCUCUCCAGCUAUCUCCCUUUGCCAAUCUCUCCCUCCUUCUCUCUGUCUUUCUCUUUCCUUCGAUUUCUCCGACUUUUAUUCCUUCAUUUCUAUUCCUUUCUCUCUACACAUUGUCCACGCCCUUCUUUUUUUUUCUUCUUCUCAUUCAACAAGUUUUUUACUUCGACAACAACAACACCACCCUCACCCGCAUUCUAUGGUCGGGGCUCUUUACCCUCCAAAUGUUCUUUCAUAUCUUGACUUCUCCAAUCUACCGUCCCCAUCACUUGUCCGGAUUUGCUGUCCAUCGUUACUACGCAACAACUUUUUUUCUAUUUUGUUGA